This is a messenger RNA of Trichophyton verrucosum HKI 0517, 417 nucleotides long. RefSeq lists its product as uncharacterized. Lineage: Eukaryota; Fungi; Ascomycota; Eurotiomycetes; Onygenales; Arthrodermataceae. The transcript has a single exon. The record is from RefSeq and is a predicted model, not a curated record. Bases 1 to 417 code for a protein of 138 amino acids.
AUGUCUUCAAUGCAACAGCUCACACGCCUGCCAUUCAGAGGCACUCUACUUUCGCGCACUCGGGUCCAACCACAGAACCCCCUCCUCCAAAUACAUCUUCUCCGGCAUUGUCGACCAACGGCAACAUCAAAAUUCUCUACAUACCCAGGACGGUUUAAUUCAAAAACUACCAGCAAUAUAUCAUCAUCAUCAUCAUCAUCAUCAUCAUCAGGACUCGAUUCCGAUCCAAACAAUGAUCCGUAUCGAACUCCACCCGUGAGCCUGGAAUCCCUUGGUAUUGGGAAGAAUAUGAAAAUCGUCUUGCUCAUUGUACUCUCUCUUCUCGAAACUAUUGAGACGUGGUUUUGGUGCAAGGCUAUCUGGACUUGGUGGAAGGGAGGCGAGAAGGACAAAAACAUCGAACAAGGCUGCAAAUAA